CGCGGAACUAAAUUCCUAACUUUUUCGCUAUUUAAAGGAGCGCUGAUAACUUCACAAGUUCAAAUCACCUGACCAGCUAGCUGAAGUAUCGACUGAGAUUAAUCACAUUAUUUUUCUUCUUUCCUUUUUUGGUGAAUUUUAAAGACAAAUUUCAAUGGCGGGCAACGGAACUUCGGUGAUCAAAUCUUCCAUGGACGUUGAUCUCGAAACUCAGAAGCUGGUGGAGAAGAGAGGUGGAUGGAGAGAAUUCCUCAAGUUUGUUGGACCUGGUUUUCUUGUUUCUUUAGCAUAUCUCGAUCCCGGAAACUUGCAAACUGAUUUGCAAGCUGGAGCAAAUUAUGGAUAUGAGCUUCUUUGGGUGAUCCUUCUUGGGCUAGUGUUUGCUCUUAUCAUACAAUCGUUGGCAGCAAAUCUUGGUGUCUGCACAGGGAGACAUCUAUCAGAGAUAUGCAGGACCGAGUACCCCAAAAUUAUCAAUUAUCCACUGUGGUUGUUAGCAGAAAUUGCUGUCAUUUCUGCAGAUAUACCAGAGGUGAUAGGCACCGCUUUUGCUCUUAAUUUGCUGUGCAACAUUCCAGUUUGGGUAGGAGUUUUGUGCACCGGGGUUUCCACUCUCAUCCUCAUUGGUCUUCAAAGAUUCGGGGUGAGGAAGCUAGAAUUCUUGAUUACAUUUUUGGUAUUUGUCAUGGCGGGCUGUUUCUUCGGAGAGCUAACAUACGUGAAGCCACCGGCAAAGGAGUUGUUGAUGGGAAUGUUUGUUCCUAAGCUUUCCGGAAAUGGUGCUACUGGUGAUGCCAUUGCCUUGUUAGGUGCACUAAUAAUGCCGCAUAACCUCUUCCUGCAUUCAGCUCUUGUGCUCUCUCGAAAAGUUCCAAAUUCAACACGAAGCAUCAAUGAUGCUUGUCGAUACUUCUUGAUUGAGAGUGGAUUUGCACUGUUUGUAGCCUUCCUAAUCAAUGUGGCUGUUAUAGCAGUAUCUGGAACUGUUUGCUUAGAAAAGGAUCUCUCACCAGAAGCAGUCCAAAACUGUAGUGAUCUUACUCUUGAUUCCUCCUCUUUCCUUCUCAAGAAUGUGCUCGGUAAAACUAGCUCAACUUUAUAUGCAGUAGCAUUAUUAGCAUCAGGGCAGAGCUCUGCAAUUACGGGAACAUAUGCUGGACAACAUAUCAUGCAGGGAUUCUUGGAUCUUAAAAUCAAAGUGUGGAUCAGAAACAUAAUAACAAGGUGCAUCGCCAUCAUCCCAAGCCUUAUAGUAGCAGUCAUUGCUGGACCUUCAGGAGCUGGUCAACUGAUUUCUAUAGCUUCAGUUAAUUUCUUUUCACUUUCUUACAUUUUUCAAUCAAAUUUUAUUUUGAUCAAUUUUACUUUUUACUCAAAUAGUACGUAAUAUUAUUCAAAUGUCUCACUGUUUUAAUCCCUAUUGCUCUUGCAGAUGAUUCUAUCAUUUGAAAUACCAUUUUCAGUGAUUCCUUUACUUAAAUUUAGCAGCAGCUCUGCCAAAAUGGGAAAACACAAAUCCUCCAAAUCUGUGAGUAAUUCUUUGCUAUCAUUUGCUUUGGUUCCCUUUUUUUUUUUUUUUUUUUUUUGCCCCCAUAACUUUCAUAACGUAUAAUUGAAGUAUAUAUUUGAGUUUGCGUUAAAAAUGAAAAAGGAAAAAAACUACUACCUCCGUCCCACAAAAAUAGUUCACAUUGAGUUUUUAAAUUUAUACUAAAAGUUGUACAAAACUCAAAACUCAAUAUUGACGAUUUUUUUGGGACGGAAGAGUAAUAAAUAACUAGCCAUCACAUGGUAUCUUAUAAAACGAAAUUUCUUUAAUUAAUUUAAUCUAUGUUCUGCAGAUAAUCGUGAUUUCUUGGAUCCUGGGGUUGGGAAUCAUGGGCAUCAACGUUUAUUACCUCAUCACAAACUUUGUCCAGUGGUUGAUUCACGAUCACAGUUUAGCAAAGAUUGGGAAGAUCUUCAUCGGCAUUAUAGUCUUCCCGUUGAUGGCAGUUUACAUAUUUGUUGCUAUAUAUCUUAUGUUUCGUAAAGAUAACGUUGUCAUUCCUGAAAAAGCUUCAUUAGAUACAACCACCGAUCAAGAUUAAUUGUACAAGGAUGAUCCACACGCAUUUGCUCCUUCUGGAUGUAAUUUUUUAAUACAAUUAAUAUGAUUUCCUUGAGUUUAUCUUGUUUUUAUUCUUUCUUAUAGUGUAUUUGAUCAUCUACUUCAUUCACGAUUAUGACAAAUUUUUCUCUCUCUCUCUCUCUAUCGGAGUUUAAUAACAGGCAC
Molecule: messenger RNA, 2275 nt
Organism: Oldenlandia corymbosa var. corymbosa
Lineage: Eukaryota; Viridiplantae; Streptophyta; Magnoliopsida; Gentianales; Rubiaceae
Source: the annotation of a GenBank genome assembly